Molecule: messenger RNA, 435 nt
Organism: Soboliphyme baturini
Lineage: Eukaryota; Metazoa; Nematoda; Enoplea; Dioctophymatida; Soboliphymatidae
Source: the annotation of a GenBank genome assembly
GAGUAUUUCGCCGUACAAGAUGCAGAAACUGAUCAAAGCACAGCAGAAAGCGAUUAUAGCGCGUUUCACGAGAAAUGUGAACACCUGCUUAUGUUACUUGAUCAAUACAGCAAGUGUGAUAUUGCUGAUGAAGAAGUGGAUUUUGUCAGGAAUCUAAGAGAGGAGAUAGUCUUAGAUCUACUGAAACUUAGAAAGUGCAACCGCAUUUCUCAGUUCAGGAAUAAAAUCGCCAAGGAUAAAAUUAAUCAGGAAAGACAGAAAGUCGAUGAACAAUACCUGAAGUUGCAAAAUCUGCUAUAUGAAGUGUCUCACAUUGAAAAUGAAGUCGUACACUGCUUGGAAUUUAAGUCCAAGAAGGACGACAUUGACCUGAUACCAACAGAACAGUUUUAUGAAGAAGCUCCAGUUAGCGUCUCCAAGCCAGUAUGGAUGUAA